Gossypium arboreum is the source of this 1044-nucleotide messenger RNA. RefSeq names its product GDSL esterase/lipase At5g22810-like. Gene Ontology annotation, molecular function: hydrolase activity, acting on ester bonds. The transcript has 5 exons. The coding region runs from base 1 to 1044 and encodes 347 amino acids. The record is from RefSeq and is a predicted model, not a curated record. Lineage: Eukaryota; Viridiplantae; Streptophyta; Magnoliopsida; Malvales; Malvaceae.
AUGAAGUUUCUAGCUCCGUUUAUUUUUCUUACCUUUCUGCUAUUUGAGGUUAAGGGUCAAUUUGUUCCUGCUUUAUUCAUAUUUGGAGACUCCAUUUUUGACGUAGGAAACAACAAUGAUCUUGUCACCCUAAUAAAAGCUAACUUCCCUCCUUAUGGGAGGGAUUUUGUUGACCAUGAACCAACAGGACGAUUUUGCAACGGGAAAUUAGCUUUAGAUAUCAUUGCUGAGCAAAUUGGCUUCACUGACUAUCAGCUCGCUUACAUGAGUGACAAGGCUAACGGGGAAAUGUUGUUGAUUGGAGCCAAUUUUGCAUCAGCUGCUUCCGGUUAUUAUAAUGCUACAGCAAUUUUAUAUAAUACCAUCUCUCUGAGUCAACAGUUGGAGAACUACAGAGAGUACAAAAAUAAGUUGGUGGAUAUUACGGGAAAAUUUAAUGCUUCUUCCAGAAUAUCUCGUGGAAUCCAUCUUAUUAGUGCUGGGAGCAGUGACUUUCUUCAAAACUAUUACAUUAAUCCUUUAUUAUUUACCACCUAUACUCCAGACACAUUCUCAGAUAUUCUCCUUAACUCAUAUGAUCAUUUCAUUCAGAAUCUGUACGAGCUUGGAGCAAGGAGAAUUGGAGUCACAACUUUGCCACCACUUGGGUGCUUACCAGCAGCAAUCACAGCUUUUUGGCAUGGAAACAAUCAGUGUGUGGCCAGGUUAAAUAACAAUGCGAUUUCAUUUAACAACAAGCUCAAGCACAGGUCUCAAAGGUUAACAAGAAGGCUUUCUAAGCUUAAGUUGGUUGUCUUAGACAUCUACAAUCCUCUUUACACCCUUAUCACAGAGCCUGCUGAGAAUGGUUUUGCAGAGGUAAGAAGAGCUUGUUGUGGGACUGGAUUGCUGGAAACGUCAAUACUAUGCAAUCAACACUCCAUUGGAACAUGCUCCAAUGCAUCUCAAUAUGUUUUCUGGGAUAGCUUUCAUCCUACAGAGGCGGCAAACCAGAUUUUAGCCCAUGAACUUAUUCGGAGUGGAAGCUCUCUUAUUCAGCCAUAG